This is a messenger RNA of Psammomys obesus (fat sand rat), 9426 nucleotides long. It is a transcript of the gene Prlr, whose product is annotated as prolactin receptor. The transcript is spliced from 10 exons. Gene Ontology annotation, molecular function: cytokine receptor activity; cytokine binding. The record is from RefSeq and is a predicted model, not a curated record. Gene Ontology annotation, cellular component: signaling receptor complex; external side of plasma membrane; membrane. Bases 310 to 2160 code for a protein of 616 amino acids. Gene Ontology annotation, biological process: cytokine-mediated signaling pathway. NCBI's taxonomy places the organism in Eukaryota, Metazoa, Chordata, Mammalia, Rodentia, Muridae.
CUGGGAGCAGAGACUAAAACCCCCAGACGCUGCCUGCCGGGUCUUCUGGGCUGGGCUUUCCCCGCCUUCCUCUUCUGUCUUACUCGCUCCUCUCCUGCGAUCGGGAUUUUACCCAGGGCUCAGGAGACAGCUUCACCUGCGGUGCUAAAGCUCACGUCCUUUGCAGGAAGUGCUCACCACCUGGUAUGGCAGACUUUUCUCCCCAGCAAAACUAAAGGUAUCUGUGAAGGUGAGCACCGCAGAGGUUUUGCACAUGAGACCUGAAGGGAGCCUUUGAUACAUUGCCUGUAGCAAGAAGAGGGGGCCACCAUGAAGGAAAAUAUGCCAUCUGCACUUGCUUUCAUCCUACUUUUUCUCAACAUCAGCCUUCUGAAUGGACAAUCACCACCCGGAAAACCAGAGAUUCACAAAUGCCGUUCCCCUGAUAAGGAAACAUUCACCUGCUGGUGGAAGCCCGGGACAGAUGGAGGACUUCCUACCAAUUACUCGCUAACUUACAGCAAAGAAGGAGAGAAAACCACCUAUGAAUGUCCAGACUACAAAACCAGUGGCCCCAACUCCUGUUUCUUUAGCAAGCAGUACACUUCCAUAUGGAAAAUAUAUGUCAUCACAGUAAAUGCUACUAACCAAAUGGGAAGCAGUACCUCGGAUCCACUUUAUGUGGAUGUGACUUACAUAGUUGAGCCAGAGCCUCCACGGAACCUGACUUUAGAAGUGAAACAGCUAAAAGACAAAAAAAUGUAUUUGUGGAUAAAAUGGUCCCCACCCAGCAUAACUGAUGUAAAAACUGGUUGGUUUACAAUGGAGUACGAAAUUCGAUUGAAGUCUGAAGAAGCAGAUGAGUGGGAGACCCAUUUUACAGGACAGCAAACACACUUUAAGGUUUUUGACUUAUAUCCAGGACAAAAGUAUUUUGUCCAGACUCGAUGCAAGCCAGACCAUGGAUACUGGAGUAGAUGGGGCCAAGAGAAUUCCAUUGAAAUACCCAAUGACUUCACCUUGAAAGAUACAACUGUGUGGAUCAUUGUGGCCAUUCUCUCUGCUGUCAUCUGUUUGAUUAUGGUCUGGGCAGUGGCUUUGAAGGGCUAUAGCAUGAUGACCUGCAUCUUUCCACCAGUUCCUGGGCCAAAAAUAAAAGGAUUUGAUACUCAUCUACUGGAGAAGGGCAAGUCUGAAGAACUGCUGAGUGCCUUGGGGUGCCAAGACUUUCCCCCAACUUCUGACUGUGAGGACUUGCUGGUGGAGUUUUUAGAAGUGGAUGCCAAUGAGGACGAUCGGCUAAUGCCAUCCCGUUCCAAAGAAUAUCCGGGUCAAGGUGUUAAGCCCUCACACCUAGAUCCUGACAGUGACUCUGGUCAUGGAAGCUAUGACAGCCAUUCUCUUUUAUCUGAAAAGUGUGAGGAGCCCCAGGCCUACCCUCCUACUUUCCACAUCCCUGAGAUCAUUGAGAAACCAGAGAAUCCUGAGGCAAAUAUUCCUCCCACUCAGAACCCCCAAAGCAACAUACCCUAUUUUCAUGCAGAUGUAUCCAAAUCUUCAACAUGGCCUUUACUGCCUGGCCAGCACAUGCCAAGAUCCCCUUACCACAGCAUUGCUGAUGUGUGCAAGCUAGCUGGAGGUCCUGUGAAUACAAUGGCCUCUUUCCUGGACAAAGCAGGAAAAAAUGUUCUGAAGUUUUCUAAAACCCUUGAGACUGGAGAGAAGGAUGAAGUGGCAUUGAAAGAGGAGAUGAAAAGCUUCCACUCUGAGACUAAACAAAACACAUCGUGGCCACUGCUCCAGGAGAAAGCCCCCAUUGUCUAUACUAAACCCCCAGAUUACGUAGAGAUUCACAAAGUCAACAAUGAUGGAGGACUAUCAUUGUUCCCCAAACAGAGAGAAAACAACCAGACAGAGAAGCCUGGGGUUCCUGAAACCAGUAAGGAGUAUGCCAAGGUGUCUGGGAUCAUGGAUAACCACAUCCUGGUGUUAGUGCCAGAUUCAUCAGCUCAGAACACAGCUUUGUUUGGGGAAUCAGCCAAGAAGGCACCUCCAUUGCUUGAACAAAACCAAUCUGAGAAAGAUCUGGCCAGUUUUGCUGCAGCCUCGAGCAACUGCAGACUCCAACUGGGCAGGCUGGAUUACCUGGAUCCCACAUGCUUCAUGCACUCCUUUCACUGAUGGCUAGACUUAUGGAACAAUUGGCUAAAAUGUGAUUUUUCUUCAGGUAACACUACAGAGUCAUGAAACGAUGUGGUCUGCUAGCAAAUGUUACAGAAUGUGGGCUAAGAAACGAAAAGCACUACUUCACUCCUUUUCAUUCUCACGUUCAACACUUGCCUCUUCUCAACAGCUGAUCUCCAGAACAAAUUGAUUUGUUUCCUGUGAUUUGUAGAUUUGCUUUUUGCUAUUAGUUAUGUAUAUGUGUUCAGUGAAAAAAGCACAUUGCCUACUGUUCUUGAGGAAUGGUGCCAAUAGGUAUAGCCUCUGCAAUACAUUUGGCAUGUGACAGAGAGUGCAAAUCCGCCAAAAUGACUUAGCCCAAGAUGAUGACAGAUAUGUUGAAAAUGCCAUAAGAAAAUGCUUCUAAGAACUGAUUGCUAAGCCAUUACACUCCUUUUUAUUUUUAUUAAGAUGCCCCAAAUAUAGCACUUUUUGAAAGAAUACAUUCCAGGACACCAUCCAAAUUGUUUACAUCAGUCUUUAUACCUUACUGACCCAUUGCCUAUAUGAAAAUGAAAAUGCCCCCAAUUUUUUCUUAAGGCAAUUUGAAUAUGUUAAACAUGGGUUAUUCUAAAUUUUGUUUUAUUCUAAGGCCUCUAGAAAAUAUAGUUUGGGAAAAUAAAAUUUUCUCCCAAAAUUAGGCCAAUGAAUUCCACAUAGUGAACCAUUUUCAAAUAUUUUCCGUCCUUCGUUUAAGCAGGACAGGUGAUUUGUUAUAGACCCUGAUAUUUUCUUAGUGGAAAAAAAUUCCCAAAGACUAACUUUAAUAAAAAAGGUUAUCAUUGAAGGAUGCUAAUAGAAGUGUUGCCUUAUUGUACAUACAACUCUACUUUAAUACAAACCCAUAAGUUUAGCAAUGUAUUUUUGAAGACUAUUUUUCUAUUGUUAGGCAAAGUAAAGACUAUUUUCUAACCUCCCAGUACUGUUGUUUACGUAUUCGAGUGGGUACAGUAAUGUCUGCUGCAAGGUUACAGUGAGUAUUCAAGGUACAUAUAGUAUAUGCAAUCUCUGUUAGAGGGAGAUGCCAGGCCAAACCAUUGCCCACUGAGGAAUGUGGAAUGGAUGAAAAACUCAAUUGAUUACAAUAGAGUACUUAUCUGACUUUUAUUUUAUCUCCAGGAUACUUUAAACAGCAACCAUUACUGAUUUAGGGUUUUAGGUCUCUCUAUAGACCUAAAAUAUUUCUCCCAUAAGCUUAGGGCCCCGCCCACCUAUGGGUGACUCUUACAAACCACCAUGAAAAAAGAGAGUGAUGACUGUUAAUGGUUUCCAAGCGAAAGGUUUGACUUUGUUUUGUUUACUUUCUUCUGAGCAAUCCUGAACAUGAAAGGAUUUUAAGCAAAACCAAACAUCAGCAUCUCUUUGGAAUAGAUGCCUUUGCAAACUCUUGGCAGAGGCUGUGCUCACAUCAGAAAUGUCCAGAUAAAGGUUCUAGGAAAGCAAUCAUCUACUCAGUGAUUUAAAAAAAAGCUUCAAAGGUCAGGGGAUGGUAGAAUAUCAAGCCAACUCCAAGGUUAGGCUUCCUGAGAAGUCUCAAAGCCUUGGAUCUCCAUUUCUUAGGAGCAUCCAUGACUCAUUGACUAUACUCUGUCUCCCUCUAUUUUUCAUCUCACUUAUUGGCAAAUCAAGUUGCUAACUGGAUAUAGAUCUGUACUCACUUCUUAUGAGUUAAAUAUUUCACCGAACAAGCACAUACUGAUAGAAACAAGACUGAGAUUCUCCGAUGGCUGAAAAUAAACAUGUAGUCAAGGCUUUCAAAACUACAAAUGCAAACACCUGAAGCAUAUUUUUCCAGUACAGAAACACUGUGAUAAAUAGAAGCAUUCAGGAACGUUGUCCAGGUUCAUUCAAUACCCCAAAUCCUCCAUACUAACUGUCUGAAGACCAACAACAAUGGCAUCACGUGGGCUCUGCUUGGAAAUUUUGUUUGCAGCAUCUCAAGCCUCUUCGAAAACAUCCAGAAUUGGAGUCUGCAUUUACAAACUUCCAGAUAAUUCAUGCACACACUCAAGCUGGAGAAUCAUUUUUCUCUAUGACCAUUUUCAUGAUAGGUUGUUUUUUUCCCUCUGGGAAAGUAUGAAGCAAGUCUACUUCACUGGAAACGAGCAACACUGUAUGUAACAAGAAAGCAAAAACAAAGCUAUUAGUGAUCUAAAAUUCACACAAGGAUGAAGAUUCUAUGAAGUCACGCUAGAGAAUGAUGUGCAAAAUCCACACAACUUCUAAGAAGGCAAGUUAAUCUAGUUCACCCUGAAAACUACUGACAAAGAGAAUAAACCUCAAAGCCAGUAAAAACUAAACCUUUCCCAACAUAUUCUAUUCCUUCCCAGGAGACAAAUAAAUGCAUUUAUUUACAAAUUGCCACUAUAAAAUUGAUAAUGCAUAUGUUACUCAUAGUUUGACAUUUUAAAAAUCUGCUUUGGAUAUAUAAUUUUGCAUAUAUGAGAAAUAUGGCUGACUAAAGUCAAGUUACAUUCCACAAAAAUAAGUUAAUAUCCAUGAAAUAAAAUCAAAUCGAUACUCCUAUUCACUUAUUAGAAUCAUUAUAGUCAAAUAUUUUCUGUUGAAAGACAGCUGCUUGAGUGAAAUGGUGCAUAGUAGAAGCCAGGACACCUGGGCUCUAGUCCUAUUUUACUUUGGAGAGACCAAUUUUCUAUUUGAGAUUUCGGUUUUCUCUGUUAGACCAAUAAUCUCUAAGGCCUUUUGAAAUCCAAUAUUCUUGUUUCUAUGACUCGCUGAAUACUUGGAACUAAUUUUUUGCAAUCUUAGUUAUGUCUUCAGACUCUUAUAGAAAUGCAGAAACACCUUCAUUGAUGUGCUCAUGGUACUUCAUUCUUUAAAGCUCAGCACCCAUUCAUCUUCAUCUAUUGCACAUAUAUUUUAUAUUAUACAGAUAUCAUAUAAGUCAGACUCAAGGAUCAUGUGCAAAUAUGUAGUGCUAAGAAAGACAGAGGAAAUGAGACGUUCAUCUUUAGAAAAAUUACCUUUUAUAUAUCAAGCCAUGCUCAUUCCUGUGUGGAGCCAUCAGCCCUAAUCUCUGUUCUUGUAUGUACUUGUUGCCUGUUUUCUAAUCAUCAUGUUUCAUGAAUAACCAUUGCCCAUGUAGAUUAAAGAACCUUUUGCUCUGAAUCAUAAAAAUGUAUAAUGUUGUAAAAACUAUCUAAAAACUCAAGUUAUAAAGCACAUGGAAACUGAAUAUAUCCAGUGGAUGAUUGAUGGAACUUUAGGACAUAAAUGGCAAAACUAUCUCUGAUAAGUUUUAACAAAUGCAUAGAAUGAACUUUAAUAUGAGCACAACUUAGCAUCAGCUGUGUCACUGAUUCCUGAUAGAUGAUACAUUUUCCUAAGUGCCUGAGACCAGUUCUGGUAGUCAGUUAUAGGUUAGUGAUUCAGUGUGGUUUGGUGGGAAGCAGCCAAACUCUUAUUGCAUGUGUAAAAUCUAAACUGGGAGACUGUGCUUGAAAUGAUCCAAGAGAAUCACUGAGUCCUCAGUUGAUGAAUCGAGCUACAGGGGAAAGCUUGUCCUGAUGGAAAACCAGCUUUUUCUUUUUCCCUUUUUUAUUCAGCUACCCUUUGCUGCCCAUCAUUUGCAAAAAGACUCAGCCUACCCUUAACAACUUCAAUUUAGCAUAGACAAGAAAGAAACAGAUCUGUAUAUGUUUUACAAAGUGCCUUUCUUUACUUUUUUUUUAAAAAAAAGGUUUCAUUUUGGAAGAAAAGUGCAUUGAUUAGAAAAUAAAUUUUAUCUUAAAUGGCUUUCUUUUAAAUAAAUGGAGAGAUGAACAAAAGAGAAGCCAAAAGGGGGAUGACAAAAUGAUCUAAAGACUAACCAGUAAAAUGUGCAGGGAUUUUUGUGUGUAUAGUUUAAUUGAAUCAUAACAGAACUGAAGUGAAUAGUGUCAAUCACUUUGCCUGAGUCCAAGCUUGAUGGGAGAUAAACCAAUCAACCCAUGCAUGAUUCAAGACUCUCCUUUCUGAAACAAAAUGUGGAUGCACUCUUUUAUGACACUGAAUUGUAUGCCAAGCCCUGAAGAGGAUGAUGUGUGCAUUUUGAAGCUCUGCACACAGACGGAAAAUUAACAAUGACCUUGAAUAUCUAUUCGCUGAUUUGCCAUGGCUGAAAGUUUCAUGCAUGCUUCAUUGAACAAGGUUUCUUUUCUGAUUUUUUUGGCAUAGCACAAUACUGAUGCUGGUAGAAGAUUCUCUGAGCCCUCAACGCCCAGUUCUAGGUUACAGCACUGCUAGUAGGUUGCAAGACCUGGAACAUUUCUUUUAAUUCUGAACACUUGUUUCCUCUGUCUUAAAUAAGUAGGUCAAUCCUCUCAAAAAAUGUUUCUAUAAUUUCUUCUAGGUCUGUCUUUAAUUCUCAUGAGUUAAGUAAAAUCUAAAAUUGCAGGUGAAAAGCCCAGGUGCCACUGCCAACAUGCCCAUGACCUAGGCAGUGAAUGUGCAGAAAUGCUUCAUAAAAAACUGACCUCCAUUUCUCUGAGUCAGGUAGACCAGAACCCCCGAAACUCUGUUGGCUUACCAGUUCUACACACUUAUAGCCUUUUCAGUCCCUCUUUCCAGGACCUGUUGUUCUCCCGAAAGAUCAAUAGUAAACUUGGGGUCUACAAGAACAAAAACACCCAUAAACAAUAUGGGUGUUUUUGGCUCUGCAUACUCCACAUAGACACAAACCCACACUGAGAUCAUAAGUAAUGCUUCAUUUAAAUAUGCACAUGUUUAAACACUCAAGCCGGUAAUUCAUCAUCUAACAAAUCUGGGCUCUCUUGAUGAGUAGAUGCUGACCGUAUUAAAGAGAAUCUAUAAAAUAUAGACUGUUUGCUUCUGAGUGUAUGAUCUAACCAGAAAAUCUACUUACAAUCACAAUCCUUUCCUAUGAAUAAUAUACGUGACAUCUGUAAAUCACAUCAGAAUUUUCUCCUCCGAGUUUUAUUUUCCGCGAUGGUAACUUUGGGUUUGAGUUCUGCAUGGUAUCAAUUUCCAAUGGAGGAAAAAGGUAGAAAACAGAGUGUCCCAAAGUAUGGGGCAUAUCAGAGCCACCACCAAAUGGAGAGUAUCCAUUAACUCAAAUCUUACUGAAAAUGGUGAAUCUACAUGUAAUGAUGAGUUAAUUGCUAAGAGGCAUAAUAACUCAUAAGACCACGGGCAAAUGGCUAUUCCAUUCACACCAAUUCUUUCUAUCUCAAGUUAUAAAGCAUUCAGACACAUAGAGUAGAAAGGCUAUAUGGUCUGGCCAAUGAAUAAAGGGGCUCACAGAUAAUCUUAGUAUGUUGAUUAAUAUUUGCCUACUGUUUAAAAAGAGAAGAAAAAUUUUAAAAACCUUUGUAACUGCAACAGUACUAUCAAACAUAAACUUAAAUAAUUAUGGCCAAAUUAUGCCCCCCUGGAUAAAGUUGAAAAUACAGACUUAGUUUUUCUGUGCACAUUUUGAAAACUGGGAAGGCAAUCUUUUUAUCACAUUCUCUAAAAUGAAAAAAAAAAAACUACAUUAGAAAAAUACCUCUGAAAAAUCAUGUGUUUUACUAAAUUUCUGAGAAAAAUAAUUUUAAUUUUAAAAACUACCUCCCUUCCACAUCCUAAUGACUUUUCAUCAAAGCUGCUUAUAGUUAGAAAUGAAAGAUACCACAUUUUAUAUUUGGACUGGUGUUGAUGGAAUAAUUGAUAUGUUUCUUAUGUGUGACACUCCUCGUUCUAAAAUAUAUGUUCUUUUCCAUUAUAUUGUUUUUGUGGUUCAAAACCAGUAUAUGCCAUAUUGAAAUAUAUAAUCAUCUUGUUGUAAAAUUUAUCAUGUAAUACAAAUGAAAAUCUUUAUUUAAUGACUUAUGAUCUAACAUAUCUAAUUUCAAAAUAAUUAUGUCUAUGUUUGUAAAGCAAAACUAAAAAUAUGUAAUCAUAUAUGUAAUCAUGUAUUUCUGUUGAAACUGUGAAAGUACUGAUUUUUUUUUCUUAAUCUUUCUCUACAACUGAUAUUGUGUGUCACUGUACAGCUAACCUGGAGUAUUCAUGUGUUUAAAGUACAAUCCACCGAUUACUGAAAUGUCAACCCUUUGGCUUUGCUUCAUGUGAUCCCUAGUGUUCUUUGCUCCUUGAGACUUGCUUUUGUGCUCUGUCAUUAAUUAUAAACAGUGGAAGAGUCUCUUGUAUAAACCAAAGCAAUCCAGAUGCAGCCCAUUAAGUGAUCGUGUCAAGCCAUAUUGAAGCAAAGACUCCGCUCUAGCAUAAAGUUCCCUAUUUCCAGAGCUGCCACUACCUCUUUCUUGCUCUUUCCCUACAAAAUGCCAAGCAAAAUUUAACCUUAAGUGGGAAAUUAGAAGUGAUUGCUAUUGUUGUCAUUUUUAACCUAAUAAUAAACCUUCUAAUUCAUUACUUUGCAGAUGUAUGCUAGAUUUUAUGGAUCAUUUUUACAUUUCAAUAAUUUGUAGACAUAGGCUGAGGAGUCAAGUGCAGAAAGACUACUCAGUAAUUCAUCAGAUUUUUUUGAAAAAAAUAUAGAGAGUGUAUUUUUCCUAUUAGUGAGUCACCUCAAGGUGAUUGGCCAAAGCAAUUAUAACCUGUAUUGUUAUAUUUGAAAUACCCAACACAGUGCCUGACUCAAAGGUGUUUAUUGCCUUUGCCUCCCUUGAUUCUAUUUUUUUGUUUGAAAUGCAAAUGAACAGAAUUACAUGGAUGUGGAUAAAGUAGUUUCCUUGAAGAAUUUUUGCUACUAGAAGAUCUAUAAUCAUGAAUUAGUAAUUUAAUUUUCCCAAACUCCCAAGAAUUAAAUAUCCUCUUUAUUUGAUUUUAACCAUCAAAUAUAGUAUGGUAUCGGAAAAGCCAGCCAUUCAUCAGAAAUAAUACUGUUGUGAUUUUAAAGACUCAUUUCUAUGUGUCACUAUUAUUGAAUCUACUUUUUUCACUUUAAAGGGUUAUACAGUGUUAAACUCAUAUGAUUUGUCCUCUUGCAUUUUUCGCUCUGCGAAUCUUUAUUACACAAUUGUACUUUGCAAAUUUAUUCAUUUGUCUCCAUCCACUUUGCAGGGAAAAUAUGGAUAGUUAAAUCUUUGUUGAUAAUAUGAAGAUUAUGCUAAUUUCUCUAACUUCAUUUUUACUGCAUGCCAAAAAUGCUUGCCAAACAGAAUCUUAGACAUGCCAGAAUAAUAUGGUCACUAUAUUUCUAUUUGUGUCGUUAUUGAAAAUACCCAGCUCAGUGCCUGGCUCAAUAAAUGUUUGUUACCCUUG